This is a messenger RNA of Meriones unguiculatus (Mongolian gerbil), 2983 nucleotides long. It is a transcript of the gene Vcp, whose product is annotated as valosin containing protein. NCBI's taxonomy places the organism in Eukaryota, Metazoa, Chordata, Mammalia, Rodentia, Muridae. Gene Ontology annotation, cellular component: cytosol; nucleus; VCP-NPL4-UFD1 AAA ATPase complex. Gene Ontology annotation, molecular function: ATP binding; polyubiquitin modification-dependent protein binding; ATP hydrolysis activity. Gene Ontology annotation, biological process: autophagosome maturation; retrograde protein transport, ER to cytosol; mitotic spindle disassembly. The transcript is spliced from 17 exons. The record is from RefSeq and is a predicted model, not a curated record. The coding region runs from base 344 to 2764 and encodes 806 amino acids.
GAGUCGCCAGGCAGGCGCUGAUUGGUUGAGAUGGGAGCAGCUUUCCUUCCGAUGAUUCGGCUUUUCUGAUCUCAGUCUGGGUGAAGCGUUUGCAGCCGUCGUUUGAUUAGUCGCUGCCGCUGCCCCCCUCGCGGAUCAGGAGCUAGCGUCGCCCGCCCGCCCGCCCGCCCGCCCGCCGCCCCGGUGCUGCUGGGAGGACGCGAGAGGGAGGCUGCCGGAGGGCUCGCCACUGCCGCCGCCCCGCCGCCCGAGUGAGCCGAGCCCGGGCCUAGUCGGUCGCCUGCCACUCUCGUAGCCGUUACCCUCAGGCCGCCACAGCCGCCGACCGGGAGAGGCGCGCGCCAUGGCCUCUGGAGCCGAUUCAAAAGGUGAUGAUUUAUCAACAGCCAUUCUCAAACAGAAGAACCGUCCCAAUCGGUUAAUUGUUGAUGAAGCCAUCAAUGAAGAUAACAGUGUGGUGUCCUUGUCCCAGCCCAAGAUGGAUGAACUGCAGUUGUUCCGAGGUGAUACAGUCUUGCUAAAAGGAAAAAAGAGACGGGAAGCUGUGUGCAUUGUACUUUCUGAUGACACGUGUUCUGAUGAGAAGAUUCGAAUGAAUAGAGUUGUUCGGAAUAACCUCCGUGUUCGCCUAGGGGAUGUCAUCAGCAUCCAGCCAUGCCCUGAUGUAAAGUAUGGCAAACGUAUCCACGUGCUACCCAUCGAUGACACGGUGGAAGGCAUCACUGGCAAUCUCUUUGAGGUAUACCUAAAGCCGUACUUCCUGGAAGCUUAUCGGCCUAUCCGGAAAGGAGAUAUUUUCCUUGUCCGGGGUGGGAUGCGUGCUGUGGAGUUCAAAGUAGUGGAGACAGAUCCCAGCCCUUACUGUAUUGUUGCUCCAGACACAGUGAUCCACUGUGAAGGGGAGCCAAUCAAGCGAGAGGAUGAGGAGGAAUCUUUGAAUGAAGUAGGCUAUGAUGACAUUGGUGGCUGCAGGAAGCAGCUAGCACAGAUAAAGGAGAUGGUGGAACUGCCACUGAGACACCCUGCACUCUUUAAGGCAAUUGGUGUGAAGCCUCCUCGGGGAAUUUUGUUAUAUGGACCUCCUGGGACAGGGAAGACCCUGAUUGCCCGAGCUGUGGCAAAUGAAACUGGAGCCUUCUUCUUCCUCAUCAAUGGUCCUGAGAUUAUGAGCAAAUUGGCUGGUGAGUCUGAGAGCAACCUUCGUAAAGCUUUUGAGGAAGCUGAAAAGAAUGCACCUGCUAUCAUCUUCAUUGAUGAGCUUGAUGCCAUUGCACCCAAAAGAGAGAAAACUCACGGGGAAGUGGAACGUCGAAUCGUGUCUCAGUUGUUGACCCUCAUGGAUGGCCUAAAGCAGAGAGCACAUGUGAUAGUUAUGGCAGCAACCAAUAGACCCAAUAGCAUUGACCCUGCCCUACGGCGAUUUGGUCGCUUUGACAGAGAGGUAGAUAUUGGAAUCCCUGAUGCUACCGGACGCUUGGAAAUUCUUCAGAUCCACACCAAGAACAUGAAACUGGCAGAUGAUGUGGACUUGGAGCAGGUAGCCAAUGAGACUCAUGGCCAUGUGGGUGCUGAUUUGGCAGCCCUGUGUUCAGAGGCUGCUCUACAGGCCAUCCGGAAAAAAAUGGACCUUAUUGACCUAGAGGAUGAGACCAUUGAUGCUGAGGUCAUGAAUUCCCUGGCAGUUACUAUGGAUGACUUCCGGUGGGCCUUGAGUCAGAGCAAUCCAUCAGCACUUCGGGAAACUGUGGUAGAGGUGCCACAAGUAACCUGGGAAGACAUUGGAGGCCUGGAGGAUGUCAAACGUGAGCUUCAGGAGCUGGUUCAGUAUCCUGUGGAGCAUCCAGACAAAUUCCUCAAAUUUGGCAUGACUCCUUCCAAAGGUGUUCUUUUCUAUGGACCUCCUGGCUGUGGGAAAACCUUGCUGGCCAAAGCAAUUGCUAAUGAGUGCCAGGCUAACUUCAUCUCUAUCAAGGGUCCUGAGCUGCUCACCAUGUGGUUUGGGGAAUCUGAGGCCAAUGUCAGGGAAAUUUUUGACAAGGCACGACAAGCUGCCCCCUGUGUACUCUUCUUCGAUGAGUUAGAUUCAAUUGCCAAAGCUCGUGGUGGUAAUAUUGGAGAUGGUGGGGGAGCUGCUGACCGAGUAAUCAAUCAGAUCCUGACGGAAAUGGAUGGCAUGUCUACAAAAAAGAAUGUGUUCAUUAUUGGAGCUACCAACAGGCCUGACAUCAUUGACCCUGCUAUCCUAAGACCUGGUCGUCUUGAUCAGCUCAUCUACAUCCCACUUCCUGAUGAGAAGUCCCGUGUUGCCAUCCUAAAAGCCAACUUGCGCAAGUCCCCAGUUGCCAAGGAUGUUGAUUUGGAGUUCCUGGCAAAGAUGACUAAUGGCUUUUCUGGAGCUGAUCUGACAGAGAUUUGCCAACGCGCUUGUAAACUGGCCAUUCGUGAAUCUAUUGAGAGUGAGAUUAGGCGAGAACGAGAGAGGCAGACAAAUCCAUCAGCUAUGGAAGUAGAAGAGGAUGAUCCAGUGCCUGAGAUCCGCAGAGAUCACUUUGAGGAAGCCAUGCGUUUUGCCCGUCGUUCUGUCAGUGAUAAUGACAUUCGGAAGUAUGAAAUGUUUGCCCAGACACUUCAGCAAAGUAGAGGUUUCGGCAGCUUCAGAUUCCCUUCUGGGAACCAGGGUGGAGCUGGCCCUAGCCAGGGCAGUGGAGGUGGCACAGGUGGCAGUGUGUACACAGAAGACAAUGACGAUGACCUGUAUGGCUAAGUGAUGUGCCAGCAUGCAGCGAGCUGGCCUGGCUGGACCUUGUUCCCUGGGGGUGGGGGCACUUGCCCAAGAGGGACAAGGGUUGCGCCCAUGGCCUGUUCCAUUCCUCAGUCUGAACAGUUCAGCUCCAGUCAAACUCUGGAUGGGGGUUUUCUGUUGAAAAAAAAGAAAAAAGAAAAAUUACAAAAGCGAUAAAAUAAAAGUGAUUUUCAUUUGGGA